This is a messenger RNA of Branchiostoma floridae (Florida lancelet), 4718 nucleotides long. RefSeq lists its product as uncharacterized. Gene Ontology annotation, molecular function: 5-oxoprolinase (ATP-hydrolyzing) activity. Bases 1015 to 4269 code for a protein of 1084 amino acids. The record is from RefSeq and is a predicted model, not a curated record. The transcript is spliced from 18 exons. NCBI's taxonomy places the organism in Eukaryota, Metazoa, Chordata, Leptocardii, Amphioxiformes, Branchiostomatidae. Gene Ontology annotation, biological process: glutathione metabolic process. Gene Ontology annotation, cellular component: cytosol.
AGUCCGGUCCAGAAAGAAAUAGGAUCAGUAGGUAGGGAUUCCCUUUUUUUGUUAUUUUCAUUUUUUGUGUGUUUGAUCCUGCAAUUAACAUGUUUGAAAUGCAUUAAAACUGAAAUGUGACCAUAAAAGUUUUGAAUUUCACCAUUAUUUUAGUGUUCCUUUCCAGCGACCGGCUUAAAAAUAAAUAAUGUUAGGUUCGUCAGGUUUCCGCUAACGUUAGGGUCGGUCGGAUAGCAUUUUCCCUAUGCAAUAUCAUAACAAGUUCAGUUGUUUUUUCUGAUUGUAAAUUGUCCUUCUCAAAUUAGUAAAUACUGAGCGGAAGCAACUUCAACAAUCUUCAAGCAGGAUAGGCGCUAGGCCAGGGGUUUGGCCUUUUCUUUGUCAUUUUUCUGUCUUUUGGCUUGCCGUAAAACGUUAUUCCUAUAGUCAAAGACGACUGGGGCGGAUGUACUGGUGUUUCGGGCCCUUUCACAACGAAUGACCAACAACCAACCCACACAUCUGCUUAGAGAGGAAAGAUGAACUGAACCUCCUGAGCUGAAGGUUAAAGGUCAGAGAUUAAAGUUGAUCAACAAAGAAGAAUGGUUUGACCAAGGAGGUUAAAAAACCUCCCAGCUUGGUUUGACCAGUUUCUUGAGGUUUCUUGUAGGGGCCAGUGGAAUCUUCACACUGCAGGUGAUGAUAACGUUACUUGAGCUUGUGCGCGACAAUAACGCCCGUUAACGUUAUUGACGGGCGUUAUUGCAGGACUUAUCAUACUCAUUGGUCAUAACUUAUCCUCGCAGUUUGAUGUCUCUCUGCCUCGUAUAAUUUCUGCGACCUGAACCUAUUCGGGUCUCCGACCCUGACUGUAACUGCCAGUGAAGAAACUUGUCACAAUUUAAUACACGUAUCCUGCUUUACAUGGUGUAUAAUGUAAAACAACUCAUUAACCUAGCGUUCUUGGAUGAACUGUGUGUCAGUGAACUGACGUUUCGAAAUAGAACAGGGGGCGUGGCUUAGUUCCAGACCAACAUGGCCGCGCUGUUCUCUAUCGGAGUGGACGUGGGCGGCACGAACACGGACGCAGUGGUUCUACAGGGGGACCGGGUGGUCAGCUGGAGCAAGCAGGUCACCACUCCGGACGUGACCACCGGCGUGGCGAGGGCCGUCAGGGCGGUGCUGGCUCAGGUCAAGGACAGGAACCUGCAAGGCACCAUCACCCGAGUGAACAUCGGCACCACCCAUUUUGUGAAUGCGCUGGUGCAGCGGAGGGAUCUGGUGCCUGUGUCUGUGGUGCGGCUCUGCGGCACGGCGUCUCGCGCACUGCCGCCCUUCUGCGACUUCCCACAGGACCUCAAGAAGGUGGUGUGUGGGUCAUACCACCUGGUGAACGGGGGUCUGCAGUUUGAUGGGCAGGAGAUCUCAUCCCUGGAGGAGGAGGAGCUGAGGACCUGCAUCAGGACCAUCUGGGAGGAGGGGGGGAGGAACGUGGUCAUCGUUGGAAUCUUCUCACCUAUUGCUCCUCAGGCACAGGAGGAGAAAGUGGCGGAUCUGUUCCGUGCGGAGUUUCCGGAGGUCAGCUUGACGCUGUCCCACCGAGUGGGUCAGAUUGGGCUGCUGGAGAGGGAGAACGCGGCUGUCCUGAACGAGUGCCUGAAACCUCUGUGCCACCGGACAGUGGAGGCGUUUAGACAGGCACUGAACGCACUGGGACUGACCUGCCCCUUCUACCUCACUCAGAACGACGGGACAUUAAUCAGUGCAGAGCAGACGUUAGAGUUUCCCGUGCGCACGUUUGCAUCCGGACCCACCAACAGCAUGAGGGGGGCAGCCUUUCUGUCAGAUGUUGAAGAUGCUGUCGUGAUUGACAUCGGAGGGACCACGUCUGACGUGGGCUGUCUCAUGGGAGGGUUUCCUCGGCAUGCGUCGACCAGGGUCAAGGUUGCAGGAGUCAGCACAAACUUCCGCAUGCCCGACGUCCUGAGCAUCGGGCUAGGAGGGGGGUCCAUCGUCAGGCAGAUGGACGGAGCGGACAGGAAUGAGACAGAGUCCACAGUGCAGGUUGGUCCCACCAGUACGGGGUACGGCCUGGUUCGGGAGGGUUUGGUGUUCGGAGGCGCCACCCUCACCGCUACCGACGUGGCUGUGGCUGCCGGGCUGGCCGACCUGGGCGACCCCGGUCAUGUGACCAGUCUGGACCGGGUCCUGGUGCGGCAGGCGGUGGACAGGAUUCACCAGAUGGUCGAGGAGGCCAUCGAUCAGGUCAAGCUGAGUGGUGAGGAUCAGCCCAUUCUGCUGGUGGGGGGUGGCACCAUUCUGGUGGAUGGGAAGAGAAACAUCAGCGGAGCAUCAAGUGUACAGAAACCUCAGCAUUACCAGGUAGCUAAUGCCGUCGGGGCAGCGCUGGGCCAGGUGAGCGGGACGGUGGACCGGGUGGUGAACCUGGCACAGACGACUCGGGACCAGGCCAUCAGCAGGGCGAAGGCAGACGCCGCUCGGCAGGCAGUGGCGGCCGGCGCAGUGGACAGCUCUGUGGAGAUUACAGAGGUGAGCGAGGUCCCCCUAGCAUACGUCCCCAGCAAUGUCACCAAGGUCACCGUGAAGGCAGUGGGGACCCUGAAGGACAGACACACCGGUGCGGGGACCGACCUUGCUGACAUCGGCAGUACUGGUACCAUGGCAACGGAGCAACAAAUGGCAGAGGAAGAUGGUAAUGGCUUUGCGGGCACGCGGCAUUACAAAAGCUUAUCAUUCCCCACUUUCUGCACCCCAGCUGUCGCCCCGCCCCCUCCAGCCCCUCCCCCUGCCUCCCCGGCCGGCCACCUCCCCACCCUCCAGGAAACGGAGCCCCAGAUCCACCCUGAGACGGGGGAGUGGGUCCUGAGUCGCUGGGACGUGGAGUGUCUGGCCGUGGGGGUGGGGAUCCUCGGGUGUGGUGGGGGAGGCAGCCCGACCCUCGGCAGGCUGCAGAUACUGAGGGCCAUGGACGAGGGCCGGAAGAUCAGAAUAAUCGCACCGGAGAGACUAGGCACGACCCCAGCCCUGACCGGUCCUGUGGCCGCUGUGGCGCAGAUGGGCGCUCCCACCAUCUGGAUCGAGAAGCUGUUCAGCGGGACGGAGACGCAGGACGCGCUGCAGUGUGUGAAGGACUUGUACGCUGCCGGCUGCAGCAACGGACAACUGCCCAACAUUGAAGGUUAUAUUAGCCUCCUUAGCACACUUACGAGUUCAAGUCUUUAUUGUGAUGAUCAUCGUAUUGAGAGCUCAGGCAAACAAGAAAGUCCUGGAGGAUAUAGUUUUGAAGUGAAGCAAGGUGACGGUGUGACAUACCUGGAUGACUACCGGCCUGCACAGACGGACUCAGACAGACAGACAGACGCACAGACAGACGCAGAUGGGGACGUGCCAGAGAUCGUCGCAGUGUUGAGUAUGGAGAUCGGGGGACAGAACUCCAUGGAGCCGCUGGUGGUGGGGGCGGCGCUGGACCUCCCCGUGGUGGACGCUGACGGGAUGGGGAGGGCGUUUCCCGAGCUGCAGAUGUUUACACCACUUAUCUACGGGUGUGAAACUUGUCCCGCUGCUGUGGCCGAUGACAAAGGUCAAAGGGCAGCCUUACUGCAGGCCGAUUCUCCGAAGCAUCUCGAAAACCACUUCAGGGCAGUCUGUGUCGAAAUGGGCUGCAUGGCAGGAGUGGUGUUUAACCUGCUCACCGCCUCAGAGGUCCGCUCCACCUGUAUUCUGUACUCCCAAAGUCGUGCCUGGCGUCUGGGACACACCGUUUUGCGCGCCUACAAGAACGGCAUAUCCCCGAUUCAAGCCGUACUGCAGCAGGAGAACGGCAGGCUCCUGGCCACCGGAAAGGUCAGUUUCGGAUGUCCAGAGGACCACCACCAAAGGGUUUGCCCGAGGGGUUCUGAAGAUCGAGGGGUCGGGGGAUUUCCUGGGGAAACCCUCAAGAUUGACUUCCAGAAUGAAAACCUGGUGGCAAGGUUCCUGAGCGACAACAAGGUGGUGGCGUGUGUUCCCGACCUCAUCACGAUCGUGGACGCAGACUCGGGAACUCCCAUCGCCACCGAGGAGCAGCGCUACGGGCUGCGCGUGGCCGUGCUGGUUCUCCCCGCCCCCCUGCUCCUCUGCACACCUGAGGCACUGCAGGUGGUCGGGCCGCAGGCCUUCGGCUACCCGGAAGACGUGAUCUACUCACCUGUGGGAGAGUACACCUGUAACAAACCCGUCCCUCCUAAACCUCAUGGACUUUUAGAUGGUGACGUAAGGCCGGCAGUAUGAGGGGGCUUUAGGAGUUCAAACCUCUGCAUAUAAAAGGACCCAACACACUUAUCGAGAAGAGUAUGGGUGAUUCAGUGCUUGGCCAAAAAUGCAAGCCAUAUAUGGAGCCCUAUGUGGCAGACACUGUCAUUCUCGUAUACUAUAAGACUGUUUAGCCACAGUUGACGCUGUAGGGCUGAUAUCAAUUAGGAUUUUACCAUGGUCAAUAUUGACCGAAGGAGGCCAUAUAGUAGUAUAUCGAGCUAUAUACUGCCCUACCACCAGCAUCGAUAGAUCCCGAAAAGCAUGAUUUUGCUUCAAUUGAGGAUUGCUGCUGUGCCUUUUACACCUGUGCACACAUGAAGCACUGCAGGUGGUCGGACCUCUGCCGUUCGGCUACCCUAAAGACGUGGUCUACUCACCUGUGGUAGACCAUACCUGUAACCAACCCAUCCCUCCUUAAGCUUAAC